UCCAUUGAAGCAAAUAAUUUGGCGCUGUUCGCAUGGGUCCAUCAUCAUUGGACUUUCGGAACGCCGGCAAGAUGCUUUAUUGCGAGGGGCAGCUCCUCGCACUCACACGUGCGCGCUUAAAUCAGGAUGGCGCCGUCCAUCGCCAAAAGCAAAAGAAAGGAGAUAAAGAAAAGCCGUCGGGGGCCGCACAGCAAGCCGGAGGCAUUCCUACGCGCCCGUGAUGAUAAUCCUGCAAGGUCAAGUGCGGCGAAUAUUAGAAUAAGAACAAGAAUGCUUUGUAAAGGCUAGAGUAGUGGGGCCAGCACCAACUCUCUAUGCUGCCGUUAAUUUUCUGACCGCGGUGCUGAGCUGUGAUCUUUCUUAGAAAAACAAAGAAGAGCCACUAUUUUCAAAAAAAAAAAAAGGAGAGAAAGAAGAGAGUCCAUCUCGCUCUUCGUUUUUUUUCUUUGGAAGAGGGGAUUGGGGAACGAGAGAGAUGGCGUCGGGGGCGUUUGGAGGGACGACCCAGAAGUGCAAGGCGUGCGAGAAGACGGUGUACUUGGUAGAUCAGCUCACCGCUGAUGGCAGGGUCUAUCAUAAGGCCUGCUUCCGUUGCCACCACUGCAAGGGAACCCUCAAGCUCAGCAAUUACAGCUCCAUUGAUGGUGUUCUGUACUGCAAGCCUCAUUAUGACCAACUCUUUAAGAUGACUGGCAGCUUGGAUAAAAGUUUUGAAGGUUCUUCGAGAUCUGCCAAGGCUGACCGAUCCAAUGGUCAUGAGAAUACCGCUAAUAGGAGAUUUUCAAGUAUGUUUGUUGGGACACAAGACAAAUGUGUGGUUUGCAAGAAAACUGUUUACCCAAUUGAGAAGGUAGCAGUUGAUGGCACCUCAUACCAUAGACCAUGCUUCAAGUGUAGCCGUGGAGGUUGCGUGAUCAGCCCAUCUAACUAUAUCGCACAUGAGGGCAGACUUUACUGCAAGCACCACCACUCUCAGCUCUUCAUGGCCAAGGGAAAUUUCAGUCAGCUUGAAGACAGACAUGAAAGCAUUAAAGUGCCUACUGAGAACCUAUCACCAGAUGACAAUGCGGAAAAGCUUGAAGACAGACAUGAAGGCAUUAAAGUGCCUACUGAGAAUCCAGCACCAGAUGACAAUGCAGAAAGGCUUGAAGACAGACAUGAAGGCAUUAAAGUGCCCACUGAAAACCCAGCACCAGAAGACAAUGCAGAAAGUGCUAGUUGAAUUCUCUUGGGUGGAAAAUUGUUGUACCUGGCACUCUUUUGGGCAACUGUGAAGUGACAUAGUGGCAUGAGCUCGUCUGCAUAUAGCUGCUGAGUUUGGAUACCACAUUUCGAUCUUCAGGGUUCUCAUAUGUUGGGCAACAUCUCUUUAUAACACAUUCUUUGUGUUGUGAGAGUUGAAGUAAUAAAUAUGGGGUGUUUUUCUUUGUUUCCAUUAAGUUGUGUGCUGUAUUCCAGAGUUGAAGGUGGUGAUGGUUGCAUGUCAGGGGUCUACUUAAGGAUGCGGGGGUGUGUUUUACUCCGCCUACGUUUUUUUCAGGAGUCCAUAUUUGCUGUAGAAAGAGUUCUGCUUAUCAUCUGUUCUUGAACUAUUAGUGAAUUUGGUGAUGAUCUUGUAACAGUUUUUUUAGGCCACAUAUCCACAGCAAAUUAUUGGAUCAGUUACAAGCACUCUAGAAAGCAAGUUGUUGAAUUCCUAUAUCCAAUUCUUGAAUAGAAGAUAGAAGGUAUCCUGCAGACUUAGAUGUUUAGCUUUGUCUAUUGCAGUCUUUUUUGUUUUCUGCCAUUAACGUUUUGUAUUCUAUGUCCUGUGUUGAUGGAUGUGUUUCUGGAGAUAUGUCUGGAGUUAAUUGAACAAAGUGAAUGUAUACAAUGAUGGUGAACCAUGGGAAGUAAGAAGUAGGCAUGUAAUUUGGAUUUAAGUUGUUUGAGUCCUCUAAUGUUUAUAAAGAUCUUUUAUAUGUUUGUUGCA
Elaeis guineensis (African oil palm) is the source of this 1972-nucleotide messenger RNA. RefSeq names its product LIM domain-containing protein WLIM1. The record is from RefSeq and is a predicted model, not a curated record. NCBI's taxonomy places the organism in Eukaryota, Viridiplantae, Streptophyta, Magnoliopsida, Arecales, Arecaceae.